Molecule: messenger RNA, 1598 nt
Organism: Theobroma cacao (cacao)
Lineage: Eukaryota; Viridiplantae; Streptophyta; Magnoliopsida; Malvales; Malvaceae
Source: RefSeq, a predicted model, not a curated record
AUGGCUGUUUCUCCGAAACAAAGAAUAAGCCCGGUCAAGGUUAAGCGAAGGAGGCCACCCAAGUACAGGUUCUUUAGGAAAAAGCUUUCAGGGCUAGACAAAAUGACUCCUAAUCAAUUCGUUUCUCUUGGAAAGGAGAAGGCCCAACGCCAUAAACGGAAGAGAGUUGAUGACAUGUAUGAAAAUGAUGAAGUCAAGUCUGCUGUAACGGAACGAGCGGUGGAGGUUCAAACUAAUCUAUCAUCUGAAUUCCCUAGUCUGAUUAAGUACAUGCUCCCAUCACAUGUUACUGGAGGAUUUUGGCUGGGUCUUCCCAAGGACUUUUGCUUGAAGCAUUUGCCAAAGGAGGACAGAAUGAUUGUUUUGGAAGAUGAAGAGGGGAAAGAGUUUCAAGCAAAGUAUUUGGUGGAAAAGACUGGUCUCAGUGGUGGAUGGAGAGGGUUCUCCAUUGCUCACAAAUUACUGGAGGGAGAUGUCUGUGUCUUUCAUUUAAUCAAACCCUCCAAAUUGAAGGUGUACAUUGUUAGAAGAGAAGGUUCAGAUGAAAUGAAUGUUGCCCUUGGCCUUCUGAAAUUAGAGUCUUCCACCCAACCAAUGGACCUUGGCAAGUCAUUUCUUUUCCCAGUCCUUCCACUGGGCAUUUAUCCAAAAACUAUUCAUAACAAUGACCCGACACUCUCCAGCACUAGUUUGGGACCUACUCCAUAUCACUCUGAAAAUGAUAGCGAGGAUCUUGGGUCUGAAGUUUUGGAUGGAAUCAGGUUGUCUGAAUCCAUUGUUGAUUUUAAAGAAGUGAAAAGCAUUGAGAACUUUAAAAUUCUUGCAAAUGGUUUAAUCAUAAAUUCUGAGCUUGCCAAAUAUGUUCAAAUGAAGUACUAUGAGCUUUGUUGUAGUCAAAAGUCAUUCCUUCAUGAUCAUCUUCUCGAGGGACUCAACUAUAAGUUGGUUGCUGGAGUUAUUGCUGAGACCGUCAAUAUUGCUGAUGCCAUAAGAGCUGCCAAGCUUACAACCUCCCACCAUAAUUUUCUGACUUGGGACCAGACUUUGAAAUCGUUUGAGGGGUUGGGCAUGAAAGUUGGCAUGUUACGCUCUCGAUUGGAUCGACUGAUGAACCUUUCUUUGAAGGCAAAGAGACACCAAGAGGCUAGACUUGAACAAGUUCAUGCAAAGGAGGAGAAGAGGAAACUUGAAGCCAAGCUUCUGGAAGUAACUGAGGCACUAAAUAGGCUUGAUAUAGAGAUAGGGUCAUUGGAGGAGGAGAAUGCUGACAGGCUUGAGAUUCUGUUUCAAGAAAAGGCAAGUGCCCCUUGGUGAUAGUGGGCACUUUGUGUUGGUGGCCUAUGGUUUUUGUGCUGAAACAUGAGCCUUUUGUUUUGGAAGAAAGUUCCAUGUUUCAUGGUGAUCCAUUUUCUGAAAGAUCCCGGCUUUCAUGCUUUGGUGAGUCUCUUUGUGGAUCCCAGGCACAGCAGCAAAUAGUAUUUUGUGAAGAAGACAUCAGUACAUGUACUUAUAUUUUUGUGAGGGAGGUAUUGUAUAUGGUCCUCAGAAGGGGAUAGCUUAUGAAUUGCCAUAAAUCAAAAGUGUGUACUGUUGUAUGU